AUGAGUUGUAGCCAGUCAAACAAUACAUCAGACUUAACUACACCAGUAAGUGAAAUUAACUGUCUGGAUCACCAAUCUGUGAACCCUGCUGAUAUACUGACCUAUGAGGCAGUUCAAGUUGUUGAUAAAAUAACACACUGUGGCUUCACAAACAUUUUUGUUUUUAUUGGAGUCCCGGCAAACCUCCUGACCAUGAUCGUGUUUUACCGCCAGGGACUGCGAGACCGGAUGAACCUCUGUCUCUUCUGUCUCGCCUUCACUGAUCUCAUGUUCCUCGCAUCAUAUGCUCUAAUCGUCUCAUACUGCUUGAUAGGAAUCGCUUUUCCUGACGAGAAAGACUUUUAUAAAUGGUUUUUCAUGAAACAUGGCUUGUAUUUUAAGUUCGGGUUUGGGCAUUCCUCAGGUUGUCUGACGAUGAUCAUCGCCGUCGAGCGGUGCGUGUGUGUCGUGUUUCCCAUCAAAUCCUCGUCAGUCAUCAGCACCAAGACGAUGGCCAUCAUCCUCUUAGUCACCUUCAUCGUCAUACAGCUUUUGUGUUCGGUGUACAUUGUCAAGGAAAAUAUGACAGUCGUGAGAGAUACAACCACUGGAAAAGAUAUCAUCACACUCAUUACUAGUGAACUCUCGUUCCUGAAGGGUCAGGCAGUGUUGAUGCGGAUGCUUGUCGCAGUCUCCUCUGUGUACAUCCUGUGUGCAACUCCUACUAUCAUCCUGGCACUGGUUCGAUUCGCAGUCCCAGACUUCCGUUCUGAUGGCCGUUAUAGUAAUUUGUUCCUGGCUGCACACGGUGUGUUUUUUCUUCCUUUCAUACUUAACUCUUCCGUCAACUUUUUUGUGUAUACAAAAAUGUCUUCAAGGUUUCGCCACGAAUUACAAACAUUGUGUCUCUGUACUAAGAUAAAUAUAACAAAAUCUGUUGUUGUUAGCACUAUCAAUCAUGUUCAAGCGGAAUAA
Molecule: messenger RNA, 954 nt
Organism: Pomacea canaliculata
Lineage: Eukaryota; Metazoa; Mollusca; Gastropoda; Architaenioglossa; Ampullariidae
Exons: 2
Coding region: 1-954 (317 amino acids)
Biological process (GO): neuropeptide signaling pathway
Cellular component (GO): membrane
Molecular function (GO): G protein-coupled peptide receptor activity
Source: RefSeq, a predicted model, not a curated record